Molecule: messenger RNA, 4836 nt
Organism: Anolis sagrei ordinatus
Lineage: Eukaryota; Metazoa; Chordata; Lepidosauria; Squamata; Anolidae
Source: RefSeq, a predicted model, not a curated record
GGCACUCCUGAGCCUCCCGGGAGGCGGGAUGGCGGCUCGGGCCGCGCUGCUGCUGCUUCUGCUGGGAGCGGCGGGAGCCGGCCCCGCCCCGGCGCUGGGUUCGCGCGGGGACCGGGAGCCCGUCUACCGGGAGUGCCUGACGCACUGCGAGAGGCGCAACUGCUCCGGGGCCGGGUUGCGACACUUCCGCUCCCGCCAGCCACUCUACAUGAGCCUCACAGGCUGGACCUGCAGAGACGAUUGCAAAUAUGAAUGUAUGUGGCUUACGGUGGGCCUUUACGUCCAAGAAGGCUACAAAGUGCCUCAGUUUCAUGGAAAGUGGCCCUUUUCCCGUUUCCUGUUUUUUCAGGAACCUGCUUCUGCCUUUGCUUCAUUCCUUAAUGGACUUGCCAAUUUUGUGAUGCUGAACAGAUACAAAGCUCUUGUCCCUCGUUCUUCUCCCAUGUACCAUACUUGUAUCGCCUUUGCUUGGGUUUCUUUAAAUGCCUGGGUCUGGUCUACAGUUUUCCACACUCGAGAAACAAACCUAACCGAGAAAAUGGACUACUUUUGUGCAUCAGCAGUCAUCCUUCAUUCUAUUUACUUGUGCUGUGUCAGGUGAUUAAACCUGAAAAUGUGAAGGGCUGACUGUACUAUGUUGAUACUCUUCUCUUUUUUUCUCAUGCUGUCUUUUGCAGGCCUCCUCAAUCUUUUCUGGUGGCUGGGCUGGUGUGUGAGGAACCAGCAACGACUGCCUUACGUCUGGAAGUGUGUGGCAGUUGUGCUACUGCUCCAGGCUUUGGCUCUUCUGGAGCUCCUGGACUUUCCACCAUUGCUUUGGGUCUUUGAUGCCCAUGCCAUCUGGCACAUCAGCACUAUUCCUGUCAACAUCCUUUUCUACAGUUUCCUUGUUGACGACAGCCUUUAUCUUUUGAAGGCCAACUCUGGCAUUCUUAAAAUAGACUAAAGCCUUUGGCGAAAUAUAGCUCGGAGCAAGGCAUAAAACUUUAUGGAAGACACCCAUCAAUUACUUCCAUCAUUGAAGGAGUGCCGUGCUUUAGGCCUACUUUUUUCUGAGUAUCGGUGACAAUUUGCUCUCUUGUUUCUGCUCUUUUACACCGUAUCUGGAUUCUGUUGCCAUGAAUGAACUGCCUUCUUUCCUGACCAUGUCAGGAUUUACAUACCCUCUCCCCUGGAACUUGAUUUGGGUUCCUUAUUUUGCCUUCCCAACUCUUUUCAUGCCUCUCUGGGGAGAUCAGGGGCUAAUCAGUUUGUUCUACCCAAUUCCUUUUUUCUUUUCUUUUGUGAGUGGCUUUAUUGGAGGUGCAGCUGCUGGCCCAUCAAAAUGAGCAUUGAAAAUAGUCGCAGCUGCUUUGCCAAAAUGGAGUUUGUUUGUGCUGAUUUGGAAGAUCAGUUACUUCAACAAAGAAAUUGUGUUAUACUCCUUUGCUGAGAGACAGGGCCACCCCUGCCAUUAGGUAGAGUGAAGCAGCCAAGUUAGGUAGCCGAAAAAUUGUGGACAACAAGUAAAAAAUGAGCCAACAAUGUGAUGCGGCAGGGAUUUUGGCCUGCAUCAAUAGACGUAUAGUGUCUAGAUCCAAGGAAGUCAUGCUACCCCUCAAUUCUGCCUUGGUUAGACCGCACCUGGAAUACUGUGUCUGAUUCUGGGCAACCCAAUUGAAGAAAGAUAUUGACAAGCUUGAAUGUGCCCAAAGGAGGGCGACUAAAAUGAUCAAGGGUCUGGAGAACAAGCCCUAUGAGGAGCGGCUUAAAGAGCUGGGCAUGUUUAGCCUCAAGAAGAGAAGUCUGAAAGGAGACAUGAUAGCUAUGUAUAAAUAUGUGAGAGGAAGUCAUAGGGAGGAGGGAGCAAGCUUGUUUUCUGCUGCCCUGGAGACUAGGAUGCGGAACAAUGGCUUCAAACUACAAGAAAGGAGAUUUCAUCUGAACAUGAGGAAGAACUUUCUGACUGAGAGCCAUUCAGCAGUGGAACUAUCUGCCCCAGAGUGUGGUGGAGGCUCCUUCUUUGGUGGCUUUUAAACAGAGGCUGGAUGGCCAUCUGUUGGGGGUACUUUGAAUUAAAUUUUCCUGCUUAUUGGCAGGGGGUUGGACUGGAUGGCUCAUGAGGUCUCUUCCAACUCUAUGAUUCUUUGUGUGUGCUACAAAGGCUGUCCUGGAGUCCCUUUUUUGCCUUCUGUCCUCAGAUGCAGUUGGAGACAUUGUCCUUUCUCUAGUGUUCAAAAAUCAGCUGUCACUCUGAUCAGGUUUUGUGUACAAAAUGGAGAGAAGCACAGCAUAUGUCUUGGGCUGGCCAUUUUUUUCCUUUUUUUGCCAAAUAUCAGGAACUUUUGCUUCUACUCUAGAAAGAAGAAUAGAAUAUUGAUUCUAUGUUGUAAUGAUUUUUUAAAACAAGCAACAAGCACAUAUAUCCUAUCCCAGUUAUAAUUUAUCUCUCGUUAUUGGUGUAUACAUACUCUAGACCAGGGGUCCUCAAACUAAGGCCCGGGGGCCAGAUACGGCCCUUCAAGGUCAUUUACCGGCCCUCGCCCAGGGUCAACAUAAGUCUGAAACGACUUGAAAGCACACAACAACAACAAUCCUAUCUCAUCAGCCAAAAGUGGGCUCACACUUCCCAUUGAAAUACUAAUAAGUUUAUAUGUGUUAAAUUUGUUCUUCAUUUUAAUUAUUGUAUUGUUUUUAAGUGUUUUUUGCACCACAAAUAAGAUAUGUGUAGUGAGCAUAGGAAUUCAUUCAUGUUUUUUUCACAUUAUAAUCCAGCCCUCCAACAGUUUGAGGAUCCCUGCACUAGAUACACUCCAUUAUUAUUACUAUAUUAUCUGCUCCGGGGUGCUAUGUUCUAGCAUUUGGUGUCUAAGCCCAAAUUAUGUGUGGAGAAAAUCUUAAGGAAUAAUGCUAGAAAACAAAAUGGCUGAAAUGAAUACUGUGAAAUUUUAAUCAGAGACUAUUUUUACCAGGCCGUGGAAGUUACUUAAGGUUUUUUCAAGAUGAAAUGCAAGCCAGAGCUAACAAAGAAAUAAAUAGCAUUACUCUUUUCCAUCUGCUCACUAUUUUUAAAAUAGCAAUAUAGACACUAUCGACUGGAGACUGAGCAUGUGGACGAUAAGAUUUGCUUUGCUAUGUCCAGCCAAAGCUCCAUCCAGGCCAUUGGCUUCAGUUGCAGUCAGCCGUGGCCAAGAAGUUCACAAGCAAGACCAGACAAGAUUUUUCCUCUGCUACCUGUCUCCAGCAUCUCUGAAGUCUGUUUUCUCAGGUUUUGUUUUCGGCUGCUCUGGCUAGGUAUCCUCAUUGGACCAAUCAAGUCCUUUUGAGUUGGGUUCACAAAGCUUGAACAUUUCUUGUGUACUUUUGGCAUCCAAUCCAUCUUCUUUCUGUCUUUUGGAAGAGCUUGCAGUUAAAAGAGGAGUCCCUUCCUUCUAACCUUCAAACAACUUGAUCAUCUGGAAAUGACAUUAGCAUUGCUCAUUAGUGACACAUUAGGUUCAACAGUGAUCUGAGAUACACAAAUGUGUUCAGCCUUCCAGAAGAUAACCCAGAAGAGGAAGCAGAGGAGGCCAGAAGUGCCUUUUGUGCAAAGAGUGCCAAAGUGUUUCUAAGGUUCCCAGGACAAAAAAAAAGAACCAAAGUUUUAAAAGAAACAAUGGAUUGCCCGUGUAGGUGUUGUGUCUAAUCAGCCACUAGGUGGCAAUGGACACCAAUUUACCAGUGCUUUGAAAAGUUCCUUUUUAAUCAAAUGUUAAGACUUGGAUGAUUUUCAUAUUUUGCUUUAAUGCUAUGCUUCUGUUUUCAAAAUGAAGGAUUUCUUUAAAAAAAUUCUAAAGGGUACUUUGGAUUCAUCUAUAUUGUGUGUAUUGAAUGCAGUUUGACACUACUAUAAUUGCUGUGGCUCAAUGCUACGAAAUAGUGGGAUCUGUAGUUUUACAAGAUCCCACUUGGUGGGAUUGGUGUCUCACCAAUCUACAAAUCCCAAGAUUCCAUCAGACUGAGCCAGAGCAGCUACAGUGAUAUCAAACUGCAUUAAUUUUACAGUGCAGAGACAGUCUAAGAGAAGAUUUGCCAAUCUUUUGUCUUUUGCAGGGCAUAGCCACAGCGUAUGGUUUUAUUCUUCCAUGUAACCAGUGUGUGUGACUUCUUUGCAGUGUACUGAGGUUCUUUGUCAUCUAGGCCACUAUGCAAAAUGUUUGGUGAGAUAUGAAGAUUUUUAAAAGCCUUUGUUUCAGUGGGUUAUGUUUACCAUUAGAAUUUUUGCCACAUCCAGGAAGAGAAGGACUGGAAGGACUAGGAAGCCAUGUUUCAUUGUGACUACACUCCCUUCCCUUGGUGGCAGGAUCCCAUGCCUCUGAAGGUUCUGUAACAGGCAGAUAUUUAGGAUUCAAAGCUAUCUCCACUGUCAAAGUAUCUCCAUGUCAAGUAAUAGAUCUGGAUAAUGGAGUGCUUCUCAGACUAUAUGAUGUAAAUUACUAUUUUUCCUAAUGUCAAAUUUAUGCUGAUUGGCUACAGUUGUUCCUUUUUUACUGGAAAAUUGCAGGGACCAGCAGCCAAUGGCUCAUGGACCAGCACCAGUCUAGAAACAUCUACUGGUGCAGUGGUUAGUGUGUUAAGCUGGGACUUGAAAGAUUUAGGCUCUAGUCUUCAUUCAUCUGAAAGUCAGUGGCUAAUCUUGUGUGAGUCACUCUUGCCUGAUCUACCUAAGAUGGUUCUUGUGGAGAACUUUUGAACUCAUUGGAGGAAUAGUGGAGUAUAAAUGUAAUAGAUAAAUAUAGUAAUGCACCUUUGGUGCCUGUCAACCUCUGCCUGUUUUAUAGCUACUCAAAAGCAUGGAGAGAGCCCUGCCAAGAAAAA